AUGCCAAAGUCAAAAAGAGCCAUCAAUCCAGCUGAUGCGUUACGCAAGGCCCAACGUAAACGGGAGCUCAAAAAGAACAAAGAGCAACGUCGAGAAGCACGGCAGAGUGCACUUGCUAAAAAGAACACGAAUCCCAUAAAAGGAGAGAUACAACGUCUGGAGAACCAAGCUCGACAUACUGGAUUGGAUAAGAAUGCCCAAGCUCGAUUGACACAAUUAAAGGCCGACUUGGAACGUAUAGAGAAGGCUAAAAAGACUCGGGAACCUCAGUUGUCAGGGGCACAAGCAGCAUUCCUUGAAAGGCAACGUCAACAACAGGAGCGUGAGCAGCGUGAAAACAGGAAGAUGGUGUAUGAUCCAAAGACCAAUAGCUUUGUAGCUGUCAAGGUGAAAGAUACGGGUGCCAAAGCAGGAUCCAGCAAAACGCGUCGAUCUGAUGGCGACAGCUCAUCAUCAUCGUCAUCCACUUCAUCUUCUGAAACGGACUCGGAUAGCGACAUGAGUGAUUCUGACAUCAGUGAUACUGAGGACUUGGACAACAAAGAAGAUGACAAGGACGUUAUGAAUGAGGAUGAAGAUAUUCCACUUCCAGAAGGACCACCACCACCACCACCACCAAAAGAAGCCAACGCAGCUGAUCCAUCAAAACAAGACAACGAUGUUGACGAAGAAGAGGAUGAUGAUGAUGAUGAUAUUCCUUUACCAGAGGGACCACCUCCACCAAAACCAUUUCAGACACAACUUGCACCUAUACAAGCAGCACAAAUGCGACCACCACCUCCACCACCUCCACGACCACUCCAUUUUGCACCUCAAUUUCAUGGAAUGCCUAUGCCUGGUGGAUAUGGUAUGAUGGUUCCUCCACCACCACCUCCAGGACGACCUCCAGCACAUGCUAUGCGUGUUCCACCACCUCCACCACCAAGACCACCCUUUACCCAACGGCCUCCAAUGUACACACAACCACCUCAUAUAUAUCAACCUCCAACAACAACAACAACAACAACGAAUGCUGCUCCUGUAUCAAAUCAAGUUGAAGCUCCCAAGCCUACGCGUGAACAAAUUGCUGCUGCGACAAUCUCUGCUGAACCUCAACUACGUGAUUUACAAAAAGAGCUUCUUGGUUUUGUUCCUGCUGCUGUACGGAGGAAGCAGGCCGCCCAGAAAAAGACAGCUGCAUUACCCAAAGGAGCCAAACCGAUCAUCAAUGCUGCACCUGAUGUAGAAGAAGAAGAGCAAGAGUAG
Molecule: messenger RNA, 1245 nt
Organism: Lichtheimia ornata
Lineage: Eukaryota; Fungi; Mucoromycota; Mucoromycetes; Mucorales; Lichtheimiaceae
Exons: 8
Coding region: 1-1245 (414 amino acids)
Biological process (GO): RNA processing
Source: RefSeq, a predicted model, not a curated record